AUGUCCAACGAGGGAUCCAUCUUUCACUGGGCAAGAGACCACAGGGUUCAUCACAAAUUCAGUGAAACACAUGCCGAUCCGCAUAACGCCACUCGAGGAUUCUUCUUUGCCCACAUGGGCUGGUUGUUCGUCAAGAAACAUCCAGAUGUCGUAAAGGCAGGACGAGAAAUCGAUCUCUCCGAUCUCUUUGAAGAUCCCGUUGUCAUGUUCCAGAAAAAAUGGGAUCCCUACCUAUCCAUGUACUUGUGCUUCAUUUGGCCUGCUCAAGUCGCUCAUUACGGUUGGGGAGAAAACUUUUGGAAUGCACUCUUUGUCGCGGGAUUCCUGCGAUAUGUACUCGUGCUCCACAACACAUGGCUUGUCAAUUCCGCUGCUCAUCUCUAUGGAGAUCAUCCCUACGAUACCGCCUCUUAUCCCGCUGAAAAUUCCAUUGUGGCUUUCUUCAGUGGAGGUGAAGGAUGGCACAAUUGGCACCACAAGUAUCCAUACGACUACGCCGCUUCCGAGUUUGGAGGAUUUGCUCAAUACAAUCCUGGAAAAAUCAUUAUUGAUACUCUCGCCUUUGUCGGAUUGGCAUACAACCGAAAACGAGCCACUGCGGCAUGGGAAUACGGAAGGGCACGACGUGACAAGGACAGGGCGGCAGGGAUCCCCUUGCCUACUGUGGAACGAAGACCAUGGCAACAAAAGUCAAAGGAUCUGUAA
Molecule: messenger RNA, 705 nt
Organism: Seminavis robusta
Lineage: Eukaryota; Bacillariophyta; Bacillariophyceae; Naviculales; Naviculaceae
Source: the annotation of a GenBank genome assembly